AGUAAUGAGAGGCCAUGAGCGCGCGCAGAGAUCUGCUGUUUACAUUGUCUGUCGUCUCAGAAUUCAAACUACCAUGAGAUCAAAUUGUGGAUAAAAAAAAUAUAAUUUUAAAUCGUUCACUUGGGUUUAUCGAUUAUUGACUUCGAUAUAAGGCUGCCAUGGGAUCCCUCUUCCGCAGUGAGGAGAUGUGUCUGGUCCAACUUUUCCUCCAGGCAGAUUCGGCCUACAAUUGUGUUAGCGAGCUUGGAGAACUGGGAUUAGUUGAAUUCAGAGAUUUGAAUCCAAAUGUGAAUGCCUUUCAGAGGAAGUAUGUUUCUGAGGUGAGAAGAUGUGAAGAGCUGGAGAAAACCUUCACAUUCCUGGAGCAAGAGAUCAGUCGUUGCCUCUGUCCUCCUCUGAAAGGGCUUCUAUCCACUGCUGUCCCAAUCCCACCAGCACCACAGCCAAGAGAGCUGCUUGCCAUUGAUGAGGAGAGUGAGCGACUGGCCAGAGAGCUCAGAGAGGUGUCACGGAACAGGGACAGUCUACUUCGCCAACUGACCCAGCUCUGCCAGUACAAAGGGGUCCUGAAGCAAACCCUUUCUGUUCCAACUUCACAGGUUCCGCUUCCAACUCUUGAGACAACAGCGCUGUUGGACAACAGGCAAGACAUUCGUUUGAGUUUUGCUGCUGGUGUAGUCCAUCCAUGGAAGGUUCCAGUGUUUGAGAGGUUGCUGUGGCGAGCAUGUCGUGGUUACAUCAUUGUAGACUUCUGGGAGAUGGAGGAGAAGCUGGAAGUGCAAGACACUGGUGAGAUGAUUCAGUGGACUGUCUUCUUGAUCUCCUUUUGGGGAGAGCAGAUUGGACAGAAAGUCAAAAAGAUCUGUGAUUGUUUCCAUACAAACAUGUUUGUGUAUCCUGAAAGCUUGGAGGAGAGAGAGAGAAUAUUGCAAGGGCUGGAAUGCAGGAUAGUCGACAUCAAAAUGGUGUUGUCUCAAACAGAGCAGUACAUGCAGCAGAUUCUGUCUCGCUGUGUGUGUGUGCUGCCAGAAUGGAGGAUGCUUGUGCAAAAGUGUAAAGCUAUACAGACUGUUCUCAACCUCUGCAGCCCUUCAGUCACUGACAAAUGUCUCAUUGCAGAGGCCUGGUGCCCUGUGGGCAAACUGCUGCUGCUCCAGAGUGCUCUGAUAGAAGGAACAAGAAAGAGUGGUAGCAGUGUAGACUCCUUCUACAACCAAUUACCUGCCCCCACCUCUCCCCCGACACUCUUCAACACCAACGUAUUCACCUCCAGCUUCCAAAACAUUGUGGAUGCUUACGGUGUGGCCAGUUACAGAGAGGUUAAUCCAGCCGUGUACACAAUUAUCACUUUUCCCUUCUUGUUUGCGGUGAUGUUCGGAGAUGUUGGUCAUGGUUUACUCAUGACAUUUGCUGCCUUAUGGAUGGUGCUGGAGGACAGAGACCCUAAAAUGAAGAACAGCACUAAUGAGAUAUGGCAAAUGCUGUUUGGUGGGAGAUAUCUAAUUUUGCUGAUGGGACUGUUCUCCAUCUAUACUGGAGCUGUUUAUAAUGAGUGCUUCAGUAAUGGACUGAGUCCUCUGUCCUCUAGCUGGCACCUCAAACCAAUGAUACAGCACUGUAACUGGAGUGAGGAAACUCUGAGAGGGAACCAGUACCUCACUUUGGAUCCAAAUGUAACUGGAGUAUUUCAGGGACCAUAUCCAUUCGGCAUUGACCCGAUCUGGAGCCUAGCCAACAACCACCUCACCUUCCUCAACUCCUAUAAGAUGAAGAUGUCCAUCAUCAUCGGGGUUGUCCAUAUGACGUUUGGGGUCUGCUUGUCUUUCUUCAACUAUAUGUACUCAGGGGAUAUGAGCAGUGUGUUCCUGGUGCUGAUACCUGAGCUAGUGUUCAUGCUGUGUCUUUUUGGGUACCUUGUAUUUAUGGUAGUUUUCAAGUGGAUUGCAUUCGGACCUCAGGAUUCUGACCAUGCUCCCAGCAUCCUAAUCCACUUCACUGACAUGUUCUUGUUUGCUCAGAACCCAAACAACCCGCCACUUUAUCCAGGACAGAUAAUAGUGCAGAGAGUACUAAUGUGUUUGGCGCUGCUCUCAGCUCCGGUGCUAUUACUGGGAAAGCCACUCCAUCUCUCCUUAAAACACAAGAGGAGCAGGAGAACGGAAGAUCAGCACCCCCUAGUCACAGACACCAGCUCUAUAAAUGCUCAAUUAGGAGAUCUAGAGGGAGGAGGGGGACCAGAAGAACAGGAGUUUGACUGCACAGAGGUUUUUAUGCACCAGGCAAUCCACACCAUAGAGUAUUGCUUGGGCUGCAUCUCCAACACUGCCUCGUACCUUAGACUAUGGGCCCUUAGUCUUGCCCAUGCACAGCUGUCUGAGGUACUCUGGGUGAUGGUGAUGAGAAUUUCCCUCUCAUGGCAAGGCUAUGUGGGAUCAGUGGUUUUGUCAGUAAUCUUCUCCAUCUUCGCUAUGCUUACCGUCUCAAUCCUGCUCGUCAUGGAGGGGCUGUCAGCCUUCUUGCAUGCCCUGCGUCUGCACUGGGUGGAGUUCCAGAACAAAUUCUACAGCGGAUCAGGAUACAAGUUCAACCCCUUCUCCUUUGCAUCAAUCUUGCAUCCAGAGUAAAUUUAAACUGUAACUGUCCUGUAGCUGUCCUUGUACUUAAUUGUGGAGCUGAAUUUAGGGUGAUUCAUUAAAGGGGCCAUAUUCUAAUUGUAUUUUUGCCCCCUUGAUGUGCACUUCUAAUGUUAUUCAGUGAUCAAUGUAUAAAAAUAUUAUAGUCAUUGAAUCUGCAUUUUAAUAUGGGAUAAAAUCAACAAACAGCAUACUCCCCGGAUUACAAUUCAAAGGCUGCAUAAGCAGAGAGAACGAGUGCAUUAUGAAGCCUCAUACAAUUGUGCAGCUGAAGAACUGCAUAAUGGAUGAAUGGGGGAAAAUUCUGCUUGCUAAACUUAAACUUGUGUCUUCAGUGCCCAAAUGCCUGUGUUAUAAGAAAUGGUGGUUACAAGAUGAUAAACACUCAACUUUCCCAACUUUUUUUAGCACGUGUUGCAAUCAUCUGAUUUUAAAUUUUAUAUUUUCAAAGAAAAUUAAAAACAUUCACAAGGUAAAACAUCAAAUGUGUAGAUGUAGUACUUUCAAUAAAGCACAAGGUUA
Messenger RNA from Xyrauchen texanus (razorback sucker), 3155 nucleotides. RefSeq names its product T cell immune regulator 1, ATPase H+ transporting V0 subunit a3a (gene tcirg1a). Gene Ontology annotation, biological process: proton transmembrane transport; vacuolar acidification. The coding region runs from base 159 to 2624 and encodes 821 amino acids. The record is from RefSeq and is a predicted model, not a curated record. The transcript has 21 exons. Gene Ontology annotation, cellular component: vacuolar proton-transporting V-type ATPase, V0 domain; vacuolar proton-transporting V-type ATPase complex; plasma membrane. Gene Ontology annotation, molecular function: proton-transporting ATPase activity, rotational mechanism; ATPase binding. NCBI's taxonomy places the organism in Eukaryota, Metazoa, Chordata, Actinopteri, Cypriniformes, Catostomidae.